AAUUGUUUUUGUAUCGUUGUUUUGUUUUCAUUUAAACUGAAAAAUACUGAAGUCUGAAGCUUGAGUCUGAAGCAUAGGAUUGAUGAUAUCAUUGUAAAGUUGGACGUUUAACGUUGCUAUCAUCGGUGGUGCUACGUCUCUUUCAAAAGAUUAACAGUGGACUUGUAGUACAAAAUGAAUUCUAAGAAUGAAAGGCAGCUACGUUCAGCGUUAAAGCAGUUUGACCGCAAAUAUUUGUUAGAAAGUGCUCUGCCUCUUUUAUCAGAUUAUGUCACUCGUGAUUCACUCAUAUCACAGAUUCGGCACCUGAAAUGUGUAACAACCGAGCAUGUAAUCGUUGACGUGUUUAUGGACCUACUAAAGGAGACAGAAAUUACUGACGAUAAAGUUGCAGAAAUUAUUCCAGUUGUCAUGCUCAUGGGUAUUGCACACAAUCCUUCCCGGCGGAAAUGGACUGCUUAUACCCUAGAAGGAAAUGUUCAACAGGAUAAAUUGGACUCAGACUUAGAAGACGCCAUCAAACAUAACUUUCUAGAAAACAAUAUACAUGCGACUGUUAUAGUGAGAUGUUUAAAUAACUUACAUUGGAUCCGAAUAGUGAAGAAGAAAUUGGUGAAGAAUAAACUGAAAGUAAGUGCCCCACUGUAUGUGGCACAUUUCAUUGGACAGCCAUACUUAUUUUUCAGCCCGAAAGACACUUCAGAUACUUUCAUCCAGCCACUGACUGAUUCCUUGGGAUAUGAUAAUUUUAAGUUCAGUAAUUUAGACGGCUAUGAUCUGACAUCUUUGCUUAAACAUUUGAACCAAAAAGGUUUGAAAAGAGGUUUUGUUGGGCGGUUGCCAUCACUAAACAAUGUAGAGGAGACACCAAUGGGUAAGGAUUUCUCACAGCAUGCAGACAAAAGGAAAUUUAUAUCUGACAUCAUGGGACCAUGUCCUCCAAAACUUUCCAACUACGUUGUGGAAGCUAAAAAUUUGCCCUGGAAAGGUCGACUUACAAACCCUCUUAUGCGAGAAAAAACCUUUAACAUGAGAAUUCAGUUCAAAACUAAUGACACUGUAGAAAUGCUUAAAGAUAUGGCAGAAUGUGGCGCUUUGAAAGUACCUCCACCUAGUUAUGUGAUAAAUUUGAUGGGUACCGGAAAAAACAAUAUCAAACUAAGAGUGCAAGGCGGGAAUGGAGCCACUGAUUCUGAAAACCAGACAGAUGCGUGAAAAGAAUUUUAGGAGGGAAGAUUGUCAUGUUGACCAUUACCUAGAUUUAGAUGUGUGUUAUUAUUGUGAUUGAGGGGAGUACAAAUGUUAAAUGAAAAAAAUAUUUAUUACAUCAUAACAAUAAAAUAUACUAUUAUCAGCAUAAA
Molecule: messenger RNA, 1361 nt
Organism: Frankliniella occidentalis (western flower thrips)
Lineage: Eukaryota; Metazoa; Arthropoda; Insecta; Thysanoptera; Thripidae
Exons: 8
Coding region: 175-1215 (346 amino acids)
Source: RefSeq, a predicted model, not a curated record